GAUUGUGACUUGAUUCUUGAAUUUCUCACAGUUUCCUGUUUGGUGGAAGUUUUCUUUAUUUUGAAUGCAAAGCAAAAACAAAGCACAAUAACGAAACCAGAAGCGAUGAUUUGACGUUUGACCAUUUGUAUGUUUUGGUUCAGGCUUUCUGCCUGAAACACUUGUGCCAGAAAUGUCUGUUAAAGUGUUUUGAUAAGAAAUGUCAAAAAAAAAACAAAUACAAGUGAUGAUGUUGGCAGCGUAUUUUAAAAUAUUAAUGUUGAAGGUUGAUUUGAAAAAUUGAUCUAGAAAAUGUUUUAUUGAGAAGUCAGAUCAAAAUACAGAAAAAUGCAAUCAAAGAAGGUAGACAGCAGUUUAAAGAAAAAGAACAAUCCCAAUCGAAGACACAAAUAAACAAAACGUGUAUAUAAAUAUUAUGUAGUAAUUAUAGUCUUGUUUCGUUUGAAACUGGAGGGAAAUACUAACGAAAUGAUAUCUAUUCAGUCAAUCAAAUCAAAUGACCCUUCUUAUUCAUCAUCUUAUGAUAGUCCCGAAACGGAACGAAGACACUUCUACUCCCCCACUUCGGGGAGAAGUGCAGAAUGCGUUGAUCGAUGCAAACUCCAACAAUUGGUAACAUUCCUGGACAAACAAAAUCAGCGUCUACAAAAUGAGUUGGCCAUCGAAAAACAACGUCGCAAUGAGGAACUUUCGCUCAUUAUUAAAUCAUUGAUUCGUAUGGAAUCAAAAUUAAAAGUAGACAAAAAACUUAUCAAUCAACGAAUAUUGAAGAGUGACACGGAAAUAUGCCGUUUACUAUGUCUAAAUCGGGUUUUGCGAAAGAAAUUAAAUGAAAUUGCGGUUACGAAAGACGAAUGCUUUGUCUUAGAAGCUUUGCAAUGUAACACUUGUAGGAAAAAGUUUUACGCUAUAGAAACGAAAGAUAAUUGGAGCCAAACUAUUAAAGAUGGAAUAUUGUUAAAUGAUCAUCCCACAAGUGAUAAUGGCUCUUCAAGUGAUGACACAGUCUCAUCUUCGUUUUAUGGUGCCCGACGAUGUGUUCGCUACACUAGUAAAAGAACAUUUGGCACAUUUCGAGAUUACAUGCAUUCCCGUUCUAUGAACAUAGAUGAUAACUUCGAUAGCUUAGCUGAAAAUGCAAGCACAAUAAGCUGCGACGAUAGUCAGAAAAGGUACGAAAAAAUCAAUAUAUAUUCCAGUAUAAUUGAUAAGCUACAUGGUGUUAAAAGGGUGUCUUCAAUCGAAGGUGACCAUGAUAGUGAAUACGAUAAUAGCUCUUAUCGAAAAACACAAAGCCUCUCGUCGGGAGUUGAAGAAGAAAAUGUAUCUUUCAACACCACCGCUGUCGCCACCACCGCCGCCGCUGAGGAUAUUAAAAUUUCAUCAGCUAAGAUUGAAUUGUCGCCUUAUAGUAGCAAAACUAAUUCUUUAAGUAGAUCAAAAGACUUCCUAGAAACUCCUCCCAAACACAAGUUCGAGUUGUCAACCGAUAAUUGGUAUGCCAGUGCUAGUGAUGGAGAAGAUGACCAAGGUGUAAAAACCAAUAUGUAUGGCUCUAAUGUUGCUGUAAAUCCAGUGCUGGAGUGCGUCAAUCAGAUCCUACUGCAACAGUCAAUGGAGGAGCCUAACAAUGAUUGUCAACUUAAACCGUUCGAUGUCAUCAGCAAUAAAAGUUCUAGUGAACAAGGAAAUACAGGAAGUAUUUCUCGUAAAAGAGUGCACUUUUCAACAAAAAACAGUAUGGCUCAUGUUCCCAGAAACAGCAAUGAUCACGAACACCUCAGCCUGGAUGUAACCUUGCAACUUUCUUCACCAAAUAAACCUAUAAUUGCUGAUCAAAUCAAGGACAACAUUCUUAACUAUGAGAGUAUAUACAGCAAUGAAUACGAACCGAUUGGAAGUGAAAACAACUCUUCCAACCUGUAUGUGGACAUGGAGUCAAAACUCAGUCCCGAUGAUCGGAUAAGCCUUGAAACUAAACAUCCAAAGCAACCACCUGCUCUACCUCCAAAACCGGCAAACCUAUUAAAAUUCCCAAAAGCAUUUAAGGUCAACGAAUUAAAUGAAUCCAAGAUAUUUGAAACCCCCGAUGAUAAGUCAGUUUCAUCGGAACCGGACUAUUGCUCGAUCUCCGAGGUUAACGCAGCUUCAACAUUUGUCCAAGUUGUCGCAGAUGUACACAAGGAGUUACAUUUUGAAAAUACAGUAGAUCUCGAAAGUCUGCCUAGCGAUAAACAAUCCCCGAAGACUGAUGAAAUUGAGCAGAUUUUCGCAAACAUUCCCAAGCUUUCAACAUUCGCUGCAACCAUAACAACAAAACCUACACACCCAAAAAUUAACUACCCCAUAAAAUCCCGCCACGAUGAAGUGAUUUCAAAAUCACAACGCUCCCCACGUCAAUUCAAACGAAAACACGUUCCGAACAUUUUAGCCGAAAUAAAUAAACGAAUGUCUUGUUCAUUUCCAACGACACCCACAAAAAGCAUUAAUAGUGCUCCCAUUGAAGUGCCUCAUAUCUCGACCCCUCCACAUAAAUCUCAAUCACCAUUGAUUAAGUCUUCAUUGAAUUCAAGUCCUGUAGUACCAGAAAAACAUCUUCCCAUUCAAGCUGAGUUUGACUGGUAUAAUUUGGACGCUGAAUAUGGAAAGUCCUCUUCCAAUCAUCCGGAUGUAAUUUGUGCUGCUAAUGAUGCGAAUAUGAUUGAUAAGAAAAAAGAUGUUCUUAUAAGACUUCAAGGAGUCGAAUAUAAUCUGGAUGAAGAGUUCUCCUUACCUGGGAGUCCUGAUGAAAUCAAAUCAAAUGACAACGAAUCGCUUAAUCCACUAAAUGAGCAGCCAGGAUCACCAAAGACAGUGAGUGAGGAAUUCCCUAUUAUAACCGAAACAACACCUUGCUUCAGGAAGAAAACUGCUAGCUUCGAUAAGUUUAUUGACAGCUCUGGACUGAGUACAAAACCCUUGCCUAGACAGAGAAAAAUCUACUUCGCCGGACCAUUUGUGUAAUAUGUAUAACUAUUGUAAUUUUUUUUCAGGGUUCGUGAUAAAACUUACCACUUAUUUAUUUCAAAAAUAAAGAUACUUUAUAUUAUUGUAAUAAUUAUAUAAA
Messenger RNA from Eupeodes corollae, 3106 nucleotides. RefSeq lists its product as uncharacterized. The record is from RefSeq and is a predicted model, not a curated record. The transcript has 4 exons. NCBI's taxonomy places the organism in Eukaryota, Metazoa, Arthropoda, Insecta, Diptera, Syrphidae. The coding region runs from base 469 to 3003 and encodes 844 amino acids.